CGAACGUCGGUUUGUUUUGACCUAUGGCGACUUUUUGCAAGUGUGGAAGUUUGAGUUAUUUUGUUACCGGUGAUUUUGAGAGCAGAGGAAUUUUGCAUCAUAGCCAGGUGUUGAACAAGCCAGUCAGCAUGUGAGGAACGCAACGUGUCAUUGUGUACAAGGUCAUGGCAAGCAAUGAUGGAGGUGGGGGCCCCGGGGACAGCGCCCAGGGCCAAAACCCUUUCAAGCGGAUGACGUCGCCUCCUGCAUCAGUGAGCUUGGUCUUCUCCUCGGGGGGAGAGUACCUCCAGAUGGCCAGCAGCCAGGCACCAACUCAUUCAAACUACAUGCUGUUUGGGGGGAUGACAAGCACAUCCCCCACAGUCUCCCCAAGCUCAGCUUCAAGGUGCAACUUCUUCGGCACAACCUCAACUUCCCCAUCAUCAACGAUGGCGGGUAUCCCCAGCAGCGCUAUGUUUGGGGGGAUGACAGCUCUUGGGGAACUCAGGCACAUGAGCUCUUCAUCUUUGGGGUCUGGGCGCCCUAUCAUGUCAAGUGUAAUGAGCAGCACAGUACAGUCAGUGUCCAGUACUAUGAGUAAACCUCUUUCUGAUGCAAAGGUGGUCUCACCUUCCUUAACAGCUCCAGGGAUCCCAUCGGGAAAUAUCUUUGGUGGGCUGACAUCUUCAUCAGCUUCAGGGCAGACAACUUCACUCUUCUCUGCAGGUAAUCCAUCAGAUGGAGAGAUGUUUGGAAGCAAAAAAAAACCUUUUUCAUUGCUGUCAGCCAAGACUGCAUCAAGAGAAACAGCAACUUCAGCCAAUACUUUUCCUUCCCCUUUCUUAGGGACAGGGGAAGUAAAGCCACCCAGUUUAUUUUCUAAUGUUAAAACUGAAUCUCUUAGUAAAAGUGAUUUCUCCAAAGAUACGAAACCAGCUCCCACUGCUCUGCUGUCUAGAGGAAUAACAAGUACCAGUCAGAGCCAUCCAUCUGCAGUCAGAAAUGUUUUUGGUGCCCCAACAGCAUCAAAAGUCUUUGAAGGAAAGAAGAAAACUUCUUUUGAAGGAAAGAAGAAAACUUCUCUACCAAAAGAAACAGAAAGAGCCAGCCAAGGAAAUGAAUCAGUGGCUUUUAGGUCUGCAGUCACUCCACAAACGACAGCUACAGCAAAUAUCUUUGGUGGAUCUGCAUUAAGUAAGACAUCAGAGUCUGCAACCACAUCAAGUUCCAGUAGUAUAUUUGGAGGCAGCACUACAGAUGCACCACAGACUGUAAAGUUAUUUAGCAACAGUGUAGCAAGUGUGCGUACUAGUAACAGAGCUUCAAGCAAGAGUAACGAUCAGUCUGCCAACACAACAGUGUCUACUUCUAACAUCUUUGGUGGAUCUUUGAAAAGCAAAGCAUUCACUUCAACUUCUGCAACACAGCCACUCUUUAGCAGUCAGUCUGAAAAAUGGGAUGAAUCUGGUGGCUCUAGUGCAGCAUUGGAUUUUGGUAAACAGACAUCCAAUUUGGAAAAAAGAAGUCAAAUUGGUAAAGCAACCGAGUUGGGAAAGAUAUUUGAACUGUCUGAAGAUCAAUCUGCACCAAAAGCUGAUUUCGAAAUCCCAGAGUCACCAACUUUGUCUAAAAAAUCUGAGUUAUCAACUUCACCACAGUAUGACAAAAAGGAACUCACCAAGAUCAUCAUAGCUCAGAUUCCUAAUAGCUGCAUGGAUAGAGAGAUACUAAAGAACCAUUUUAUAAAGUUUGGGGAUAUCAAAAGGGUCACCGUGAACCUCAAAACCAAUCAGGCGACAGUGCAGUAUGAAGACCACCGUUCGGCCUCCAGAGCCAAGAAAAAGGGGAAGAAAAUGCAUCCCAACUUGCCAGAAGUGAGGAUAUUCUAUGGCACACCAGCACGACGCAAGAGUGAGGAUGGCAAUGCCGAUGCCAUGAUGUUUAAGAAGAAGGCCAUCAGAACACUGCAGUCAGCUCACACCUUAAGUGACAUUGACCCUUAUGAGCCCCUUCAACGCCCCUCAGGGAAGGAAACCAUGGAGCUGCCCAAGCCUAUCCAAGCCAGGGUGAGCCAGCCCAAGCCUACCCAUGCCAGGUUAAGCCAGCCCAAACAGAGGGAGAAGGCACCAGUAAAGGUCAAGAAACCACAGCCAAAGCAAGGAGCUGGAGUAAAGGAGAAGAAAGAGCCCUCUGUUGCAGUGGAGGGAAAGGAGCCGGAGGAAAUCAUUCAGUCAAAAUGCUGUACCAGUUACGAUAAAUACUUGGUUCUCAAAACAAGAGAUCAUCUCGUACGGAAGGAAAUCAUCAGAACCUCUGACAUACAGAAGGCAACAUACCUUUCAGCCACCUGUCCUGACAUGUGUCCAGAAAAGGAAAGGUACAUGAGGGAUGUCCAAAAUGACCUCAGUUCCUAUGAAAUGGCGAAUGGGGUUAUGGACCCCCGCCUUGUCGUCAAGAAGUUUUCCCGGAGUAGUGCAGAUAAGGAUGAACCACUGCCGUAUGAACUCAGGCCUGGACCUGUUCUCUUGAAGACUAUGGACUUCUUAGUAUGUAACAUCAUAGAGCGUGGGGAAGAUGAAAAUGUUGAGACAGAUGUUUGGUACAAUUAUUUGUGGAAUAGAACUAGGGCUAUUCGCAAUGACUUGAUGCAGCAGCAGCUAACAGAUAGCAGAGCAGUUGCUAUUAUUGAAAGGUGCAUGAGAUUCCACAUUCAUGCCUCUGCACGUUUCUGUCAGGAACCCCCUGAUCUCUUUGAUGCCAAGAUGAACACAGAGCAUCUCACCAAGAGCUUGCUGACUCUUAAGGAGCUCUACAAAGACCUUGGAGAAAGGGGGGAAUAUUUUGAAACAGAACCUGAGUUUCGUGCUUAUGAGUUGCUGUUAAAUUUGAAUGAAGGACAGACUUUCAUUACACAGUAUUCACAAUAUAGAGAAGAAGUACAAAAGUCCAAGGAAGUCCAGUUUGCUUUGAAAGUAGGAAUGGCUCUAAUGUUCAACAAUUAUGUAAAGUUCUUCAAGCUGUUAAAAAGUGCCACAUACCUACAGGCAUGUAUGAUGCAUAGGUAUUUUAGGCAGGUACGUUCAAAAGCUUUGGACACACUUAUGAAAGCUUAUGUUCCUCCAAAACAAGUGCAAACUCUUCCCUUAGAAACUGUGAUACCAACCCUCGGAUUUGAGAAUGAGGCAGAUGCUGAAAGCUACCUGCAGGUGUAUGGAAUUAAGGUAACUGAUAAGAAUGUGAUUUUAGAUAAGAGCUUGUUUUCGCUACAUGUUGAGGAACAACCACCUGUAGUGCGGCCAUUCAAAAUGGUGGAAAGCAACAGAACUGUCUCAGUGGGUGAAGUUAUUCAGGGUGGUCCCCUACCUGAAAAUCCACUGUUGACUCAUGUUCCUCAUGAUAGCUUUGACAGUCAAGGAUACUUGAAGAAAGAAGCACUCAAUGCUUCAGACCAACAAGUGGGAAAGAAAGUAGCAGCAGUAGAGAUCAGAGAACAUCCAGUUCAACAGACUCAGCAGUGGACCACUUCAGAGUUAAUGGCAUGCAUAAGUGAUAUUUAUAUCAACACCUCAUCAAGUGUCAUAAAGGAAAUGCUUCUUGAGAUAUCAAAGGAAGCAAAAGCAGAAUAUCAAUAUGAAUCCAUCAACAAAGUCGCUCAAAUAGCUGGAAAGGAAGUUUUAGCCGAGUGUCUGAAGGAAGAAAUCAGUCUUGUAAGUAAGAGAGCACUACAAGAAGUUGAGUACGAAGAAGAGGAGAGGCAGAGAAUACUUCAGGAAGAGGAAGAAAGGAAGCGUAAAGCCAUGCUGGAACUCUUUGACAAGGUGUCCAAGGUCUUAUGUGCUGAGUAUGUAGAGGAGUUUGUUGAAGAGUUUGUGAGAAAUUUGUGCACAAAAGCUGUUCAAGAAAUAGAGAAGGAAACAUGGGAAGUAGUAAUUGCAGAGCUCAUUUUUGAACUGCCACAGACACUGUGUAGAGAAGUUACACGAAACUGAGUGAAGAAGCUUUGUGCAGAGGUUAUUACUGCAAUGAAGGAUGAACUUGAGGCCAAAAUUACUCAGUUACAACAGAAAAUUUCCAUGCGAAAGAUGCGUGACUCUUUCAAGAGGUGGAGGUUACAGGUUUUGAGAGUCAAGAGGCGAAAGCAAGCCCAAGAGACCUUCCCAGCUAGUUGUUCACAGUUGUCUAUAAAGCAGCAAAAUGAGCUGUUUGGAUGGGGCUAUCACAGGAGCAGAGAAGAGAACAUCUCUGCCUUCCAGGUGUCUCAUAUAGAAACCACAGUAGCGAAGAACAUAGAGCAGAUGACUAUUAGGAAUCGCCUAGUUAGAGCAUGUGCUUGGCGUCACCUACCUCUGCAGCAAGAAAUGAAAAAGGUGGUUGAUGGAACCUUACAGCCCAUCAAUUUGAUAAAGCAGUACUUUAAGGUUUUAAUUUGUACAUUAGAGAACACAAACCCAACCAUUGUUCAGUGGCUGAGAUCUAAGUUAAGAACAGGAGAGGACAGCAGUAUUCAAGAGUGUGUGAACAGUUCUUUUAGUUUUAUUUCGAAGAACAGUGGUCUAGAGUAUGCAUGUUUGUUUAGCGAAAUCUCUCUUGACAGUUUGUGUUCUGCUGACAUAAGAGGAACUUCAGCUGUGAUAUUUUUGCUACCAUCACAAGCAAGAAAGCAGAAUGUAAAUAGCCAAGCCCUUAACAUAUUGAAGACCAUGUCUGAUGUGCCAAAGUUAACAAUACACUUUGAUGAAGAAUCUUGUGCUGAUAAUACAGAAGGCAUUUUAGAUUCUCCAGUUUGGAAAUUGGCAGAGUGUGAUCUGUACUAUCCAGAAACUUCUCAGAAAUUGCUUUCUCACAUGCUUGAUCUUUGGAAUCGGCAAGAUGGACGAUUACAACUGGUAUCUAUCCACCUGAAUAAUUUUGUGUAUGGUUUUAUAGCUAAGAAAGUUGUGGAAGUAUUUCUGUACAAAAACCAUGAAAGAAUAGAAGAUGGGAAAUCACCCUUUCCACCCCAAGCUUAUAUUGACCUGUACAAUGAAGCUAUGAAUCACCUUUUACAUGUUGUUGAGGAUGAGGAACUGUUGAAACUUGAUUGGCCUGCUCCUGGUUUGAGUCACCUAAAGCAAGUACCACCAGCAUCAUGGAAUAACUCAGAUGCUGAUAGGUUAAUAGCCAUACUCAGAAAUCUAAAACUUCCCAAGUUAGAGUUGGAGGAUUAUAUGACUGUUGGUGCCAUAAAAGACUCACUGCACAGGUAUGCAACCAAAGUCUGCACCCAAGAAAAUAGCAGUAUUGUUCUCAUGUCACACCUGAAUGUGCUUUUAAGUAAUUCCUUGUCCAUAUUGAUGCCACCUAAUGGUGAAACAGAAGAGGAUCAUUUAGAUUGGAAAAUCCAUAUGCUGCAGUUGCCGUGGACAGAGCUUGUCUAUGCUUGCAUAUCCCACAAGCUAACCGGACUUCCCGCCCUCACUGUGUACCACCAGCCUGACAAACUGAACACCUUCAAGUACCCUCCCUCGUGGUGGGCAGCAUGUGAUGCAUCGGACUCGUGCUGGGCCACAUCCAGGAAGGAGAACUUCCCACCCUCCUCCAGGAAGAGAAAACAUGGGCAGAUCCCUGAGGAAAGGGCAAGCCAGAAGAAAAAGCCCUCACAGCUGCUUGUUGACAUUGAAAAGGAGAAGAAUAAGUAUGUGGAGUUUGAGAAGAAGCUGGAAGAUAUGCUUGAGAUCGAAGAGGAGUUGAGGAACUUAUUUGGUACAUGUACAUAAUUGUGUUUGUUUGCCAGAAGACCUGGUAUUUAAUGCUUACUGGUAAACUCUAGACUUUUAUUUUUGCUGAUAACUAACAGGUAUGAUGCAAACAACAUAAUAUACAGUCUAACGGGACUAUUUCUACUUAGAAGGGAGGUAAUAAUUGUACAAGUAUUAAUCUUGCAUAUAUGGAUGUACCAUAAAGCUUUUUUUUUUCUUUUCUU
Penaeus chinensis is the source of this 5941-nucleotide messenger RNA. RefSeq names its product germinal-center associated nuclear protein-like (gene xmas). Gene Ontology annotation, biological process: mRNA export from nucleus. Lineage: Eukaryota; Metazoa; Arthropoda; Malacostraca; Decapoda; Penaeidae. Gene Ontology annotation, cellular component: cytoplasm; nucleus; transcription export complex 2. Gene Ontology annotation, molecular function: RNA binding. The record is from RefSeq and is a predicted model, not a curated record.